This is a messenger RNA of Eutrema salsugineum, 1738 nucleotides long. Its product is annotated as ribulose-1,5 bisphosphate carboxylase/oxygenase large subunit N-methyltransferase, chloroplastic. Gene Ontology annotation, molecular function: protein-lysine N-methyltransferase activity; protein binding. Gene Ontology annotation, biological process: peptidyl-lysine monomethylation. The record is from RefSeq and is a predicted model, not a curated record. Bases 107 to 1510 code for a protein of 467 amino acids. NCBI's taxonomy places the organism in Eukaryota, Viridiplantae, Streptophyta, Magnoliopsida, Brassicales, Brassicaceae. The transcript has 15 exons.
CCGGACUGUCUGUAGAAGUGUAAACGGCAAACGCAACCUCUGGCUGCAGUGGAGACGAGUCAAAAUACGAGCGGUGGUUUCUCACGGUGAAGCUGUUUGGCCGGAGAUGCUAUUGUGCAUUCCGACGGUGAAGCUUUUUGGGUUUCAGCAACGGCGCACUAUUCGCUCUUUAGCCAAACGUUUUAACUUCAACGGACAAUCACCUACAGAGUCCCAAGCUCAGGCCUCUUUGGAUAAGGAGUGCAUUGACUUCUUACCCUGGUUAGAAAAAAUUGCUGGAUCCAAGAUAACUAACACCCUUUCGAUUGGGAAAUCAGUCCAUGGCAGGGCGUUGUUUGCCUCAAAAGUAAUCCAUGCCGGUGACUGCAUCCUGAAAGUCCCUUUCAAUGCGCAAAUAACUCCGGAUGAGCUGCCUCCAGAUAUUAGAGUCUCAUUGACCGAUGAAGUUGGAAACAUUGGAAAGCUUGCUGCUCUUCUUAUGAUCGAGAAGAAAACGGGUCAAAACUCUCGAUGGGUCCCUUAUAUCAGCCGACUUCCUCAGCCUACAGAGAUGCACAGCACGAUAUUUUGGGAUGAACAUGAGCUCAACAUGAUUCGUUGUAGCGCAGUUCACAAGGAGACUGUAAAACAAAAAGUUUGGAUAGAAAAGGAAUUCUCACUUGUAGCACAAGCAUUUACGCAACAUCUUCCCAAUGUGAUUGAAGGCCCAGCUCUGGAAAAUUUCAUGUAUGCCUAUGCUUUAGUGGGAUCUCGUGCGUGGGAAACCUCAAAAGGCAUAUCUCUGAUUCCGUUUGCAGACUUCAUGAACCAUAAUGGGCUUUCUGCAUCAAUCGUUUUGAGCGAUGAAGACAAGCAACUAUCAGAGGUAACUGCAGAUCGUAACUACAAUCUUGGUGAUGAGGUGCUCAUUAGGUAUGGAGAGUUCUCAAAUGCUACACUCAUGUUGGAUUUUGGAUUUACGCUUCCAUACAACAUUCAUGACGAGGUUCAAAUCCACAUGGAUGUACCUAAUGAUGACCCUCUCCGCCACAUGAAGCUGGGACUUCUCCAGUCCCAUUACACACGAAGUGUCAAAGAUAUCAGUAUCUUUCACUCUUCUUGUGAUACUUUCACAAUCAAGGAAGUGAAAUCUUCUAAAGGGAAAGGGAAAGGACUUCCGCAGUCUCUCCGAGCAUUUGCACGUCUUCUUUGCUGUACCUCUUCUCAAGAGCUCAAUGAUUUGUCAAAAGAAGCUGAACAAAAUGAUGGCCGACUUGCUCGGCUCCCCUUCAAAGAUGAGAGAAGAGAGUUUGAGGCACAUAAGGUCAUCUUGUCUCAUAUCAACAGAUUAAUUGAGGAUCAUAGUGCUUGCAUUAAGGAAAUGGAAGAAUCUAAAUGCUAUUUUGUAUCACAAAGAUUUGCUGUUCGAAGGCAGAUGGCAAGAGAUCUCCUCUUCGGUGAGCUUCGUGUUCUAAAAUCUGCAGCUGAAUGGCUCAAUUACUAUUGCACAACCUUGUAUUCAGCACCUUAAAUGAGCCUUAAGUGCCUAGGGAGCUGAUUUUAUAAUCUCUACAAUAGCAAUCAUACCAAGGAAUUGAGAUACUGGUGUGAAUAAGUACUCGAGUUUUAGUCUCCUCCUAAGUCCGGAUGUGGCACACAUGACCAAAGCCAGCAAUCAAUAGGAAAAACAGAGAGAUGAGGAACAUGUUGUAUCAGAAUGGUAAUUAGUGAUUGUGGAUAAUGAUUGUGAAAUGGUGGG